Molecule: messenger RNA, 4770 nt
Organism: Cydia fagiglandana
Lineage: Eukaryota; Metazoa; Arthropoda; Insecta; Lepidoptera; Tortricidae
Gene: Smyd3
Product: histone-lysine N-methyltransferase SMYD3
Exons: 10
Coding region: 326-1819 (497 amino acids)
Cellular component (GO): nucleus
Molecular function (GO): protein binding
Source: RefSeq, a predicted model, not a curated record
ACCGUGCCCGUGAUGCCCGAACUGAAAUAAAUAUCGGUGAAUAUACGUGCGAGUUAAUUGUGUAUAUGUAAACUAUUAAUAGGACGGUUUUUGUUUGUUUUUCGCUUUGAUGUUUCUCGCGCCGGCAGCGGUCGUAUCCACACUAAAAAUAAUGUAACCGAUGUACGAAUGAACUAUAUUUUGAGAAGCAGGUAGUCGCGAGCUAAUAUUUUCGGCUUUAGUACGGUGCGCUGAAAUAUAACGUAACAUUCCUUCAACAUUCACUUUCGUCGGCUUACGCUGUCGUCUAGCAAGUUUAAAUAAGCAAAUCUAAUAAGUUUACAAUAUGAAGAAUAAAUUUAGGAAUACAGACUCUAACAUUAAGGCGGGUGAUCUACUAUUAACGGAACAGCCGUUCGCGUUCGUUUUGAUGUCUAAAGAAAAGGGUAUUCGCUGUGAUAACUGCUUGGAAAAGGGCAAGGUGCUCAAAUGCUCGGGAUGCCAGUUCGUGCACUACUGCGGCCGAGCGUGCCAGAGGGAUGCGUGGAACGACCACAAGUGGGAAUGUGCGAAUCUCAAGAGAGUGGCGCCUAAAGUGGUCCCCGAUGCGGCUCGGAUGCUGGCGAAGAUCAUCAACCGGCUCUCCAGGGGCGACGGCCAUUCUUAUAGAUCUUUCUAUUCCGCCACUGGCUUCAGGAUGUGGAAGGAUCUCAUGUCCCAUUAUUCCGACCUGAAAGCCGAUAAGAAACGGAUGGAUCACUUUUCGUCACUAUGCGUUGUGCUUUUCGAAUUUCUGAAGGACAUCUCCCUUCCUAACACCGUCGAACUGAUGGGCAUAUACGGAAGAAUGGUAAUAAACAGCUUCACGAUCCUGGACACUGACAUGAACUCGAUAGGCACGGGCGUGUAUCUGGCGUCGUCUAUAGUGGACCACAGUUGCAACCCUAACGCGGUGGCCACUUUCGAGGGCAAAACGAUUAACCUGCGAGCGCUCACCGACUUACCGUGCUUGGACUGGGACCAGAUCCGCAUUUCCUACAUCGACCUAAUGUAUACACCGUACGAGCGACAAACGGACCUACUGGAGAACUAUUACUUCCUUUGCCAGUGUGAGAGGUGCUUGGACGAAACCCAAGUGCGGACGGUGCACGCGGCCAAAUGCCUCAACGUCGAGUGCAAGAACACCGUGAACAUUCCAUGGAAGGACUGCCCUUUAGUGAGGAAGGCUGACAGUAAACACGUGAACGGGGACAGUGUGAACGGGGACAGUAACGGGGAUACUGUGAACGGGGACAGUAACGGGGAUACUGUGAACGGCGAAAAUAGGGUGGAAGAGUUGCCCGAUGUUAUAAGGUGUGACGAAUGUGGGACCAAAUACACGGAUAAGCACGUUGAGGAGUUCCAACGGGCUAUGGACAUAACUGAAGAGCAUCUGAAGGUCAUGAAGGACGCUGCAGUGGCUUACGUGGACAUAUGCCAGUACUGCCUGUCGCGGCAGGGCGCGCUGCACCCGCUGAACGUGCUGCGCGCGCAGACGCUCGACCACGCGUUCGACGCGCUCGUGCUCGUGCGCCUGUGGGAGCGCGCGCAGGACAUCGCCGAGCUGCUGCUGCCCUGCUUCCGAUUCUACUACGGCGAGCGUCACCCCCUCCUAGGCAUCCUCCACCUCAAGUACGGUAAGAUCCUUCUAUACAAGAUGUGGAUACCAAAAGCGUUGGAACACUUCAAGAGCGCUGAGAAAAUACUAAAGAUAACCCACGGCGAUAAGCAUCCGCUGUAUAGAGAACAGCUGAUGCCUAUUAUGAGACAGGCCAUGGUGGAAUCGACCUACGGAAAUUAAAAAUGUACCUAUUUGGUGUUUCAUUAGUUUCAGUAUUUUUUUAUACGAUCACAAACCACUGGACGUAGGUAUUAGUGCUAUAAAACGAUUUUGAAAGAUUGUUUAUUUGAAGCAUGGUUUUUGUAUGAUUAUAGAGGGGGAGUCAAAAAUCGAUGACCUAAUUUAUGGACAGCCCCUAAGUAGGUAAUUCGCCAGUAACUCCCUAAACCAAAAAUGAAAUCUAUUCACCUAUAAACAGAAUUCAUUUUUAUAACUAGCCAGCUUUCAAUAACUGGCCACCUUAUACUAAAAUAAAUGAAUUCUAUUUAUAGGUGAAUAGAAUUCAUUUUUGGUUUGGGGUGGCCAGUUACUGGCGAAUUACCCAACCUGCUUUUGCAAUGUUUAGGCCUAAAUGGGUUCAAACUUUAUGUAAACAACGCAAUUUUUUGUUAUAAUGUAAUAUUGAGGCGAAUCAAAAGGUAUUCUGAGCAAUUGACAAUAAAAUUACACAAAAGUACACAUGUAGUAGUUCAAUUAGAUUCUUAUCGAAUUCUUACAAAAAAACGAAUUACAUUGCUUUUACCUACAUCAACCUGUACAUAAUGUUAUCACCAAAUGAUUUAAAGAUAAGAUGCAUCAAGUGCAAUGGUGUUGUGAUGAUGAUGAUGAUGAUCAUAAUAUCAAGAGACGAAAAAAAAUUGUGACUUCCCACGGGUAAAGGUACCUUAUGACGGUUGGCGCUUACGCUAUUAUUAACGUCGCUCCAAUAUUAUUGCGGCGCUAUGCGACGUAAGCGCCAGCCGCCAUAAGGUACCUUUUGCCAUGGAACGUCACAAUUAUUAGGUUUAGGUGUAACAAUUUUGUGAUACCAUUCCUAUGGAAUUAUAUUUCUGUGAGUUGCAAUUGCAAAUCGAGACUGUCUGAAAUUUGUACACUUACCCUAUAUUUAUUGUGUAUAGUUAGUUGGUCAAACCAAUUUGUCAGUCAGUAAGAACCAGGAAAACUAUAUCCACCCUUCCUUUUGGUUGCUAGUACUAUAGUAAGACAAAGAUAGUAUGAUUCUCUGUCUAUGAUUGAAAUGAGACAGUCCUUUGACAAACUAUUUAUAGUUACAAACUGUUAUAACAGCCAGUGGGGGAGCACCAUAUUUUAUAGGUCCCAGAUGGGCGUUUUAAAAAAAAAAGUGUACAUUUCAUUCAUGUCUUCAAAAUAUUGACUUCUUGGGCUCAUUUUACUCAGAAUCAUUUGUACAUUCACGCCUCAUACAUGAAAAAAUGUGUCCAAAGAUUUCCUUUCCAGAUCGUCACAUUCUCGUAUGAUUUUUUUUUAUAUUUAAACGUGACGCACUGGAAAAACAUUUUUUCAUACAACAUUUUGGGACACAUUUUUUCAUGUAUGAGGCGUGAAUGCACAAAUGAUUCCGCCAUGAAAUAUAUCGGACCGGCCAAGGUGUUCACAACAUCUAAACACGUACUAACGAUUUCCCCCCUUGGGGCUUGUGCACAAAUCACGCGAGGUUCCAUAGGGGUUCAAAUCACGAUAGAUCACGUUGGGGGAGGGGGGUAUAAGGAAACCUCACGUAUUUUUCUACAGUGAACAAACUAUGAAAAAAACACCUACCACAUGACUAGAUACUUUUUCUCGGUUUCGUUAAACAUAAAUCUUCACACUGCACAGUCUGUACUUAAAAAUAGCGAGUCUAUGUAACGAAAAUAGAAAAAUAAACAAGAUUUUCUAUAUCCAAUACAAUUAUUCUUAAAAAUAGGUCGAUUGAAAAAAUAUCAAAGAAAUACACGUGAGGUUGUGUGGGAGGAGGGGGGUAGCCAAAAACCUCACCAAAUAUCACCAGGGGGAGGGGGGGUCAAAAAGUAGCCGAAAAUACCUCGCGUGAUUUGUGAAAAACCCCUUAUUCAUAAAACUUUACGGGCCUGAUUUAAUAAAAUUACGUUUUAUCCCUUUCUUACAAAUACAUAAGUUAAAAUGACAGAUAAAGACAAACGAUUAUUAGCUAAUUUAGGAUUAUAACGCGUUUAUGUAUAAGGGGGUUUGACAAUAGUGGCGUGUUCGGACAUUUGGGAGCGUCAUAGCCGCUCUAACCAAGGGUAACUGCGUCAGUUUACCGUCCAGUGUCAGUUUCCGUCCACUUGACAAAUAAUACAUUUCUUUUUAAAUUUGCUAUUUGCGAAAUAUAUUUUUUAUGUAGAUAGAUAAAUGGUUUAGAUAUUAAGGAGCGCAAUAAGUCCAAAUUUGUGCAGCAAUGAUGAAUGAAGGUUUAUAUUCAAAUUUUGUCAAGUGGACUAAAACUAGAGCCGGAGGAAAACUAGCGCAAUGACCCUAUCUGAUGGCGACUGUACAAUGGAGAUUGACAGUGUUUGUUACUUAGUUAUCACAAGAAAUAAUAAUGUCAUAUGAAUGGAAGGAAAAUAAAAAUGUGUAAGUUUACAUUAUUGGUUCAUAAACGCCAUUACAAAAAGUUGUGAAAUAAAAUAAGUCAAUCUAAUAUUCUAAACCUUCACGGGACCUUCAUAGAAUAGUGUUUGUUGUUGUUCUACACUUUACACGAUGGGCAUUUCUAUUUAUUAACUUCUUGUACCAAAUUUUUAUGUGUUACAAUUGGCAAUUUUUAUAUUACAUAUUUCUUCUCGGAAUUUUCCAUUUGUACUGAGAAAAAACGAGUCUCCAAAAUUUUUGGUUACGGUUUUCAAUACAACCUUCUAUGACCGUAACAAAACGGACAACAAAAAUUUGUAUGAAAUUUUUGGGAUACUUUUUUUCUUGGAUCGAAAGAGCUCGUGAUUCUGAGUGGAAAUAAUCUAAAUAUUCCAAAUUUUAAAAUGCAAGUUAGAGGUACUUUAAAUAGAAAUGUCCCAAUACAUAAGCAAUUUUGAAACUUGAUCAAUUAAAGUAUAUAUAAGGCUAUUGUUUAUAAGGUCAUGAGGCUGUGUGCAAGGAUAAUUAAAUUAAUGAAAUAA